UAUAAAUGGCAUCCAUGUUAGUGAUGAAGUAGAUUAGUUUUCAUCCCUGAGGAGACACAUAUUCAGCUGCUCUCUGCACCGGGAAAAAAGGAAGAGUCAUGAUGAAACUGCUGGUGAUCAUGAUGUGCCUGCUGGUCACAACCUUGGCUGCUCCUGUUUCAGUGAGUGAAAGUAAUGAGGCUGAACCAGCAGCGGCAGCAGUGGUGGAUGCUGCACCAGCACAGCCAGCUGACGUUCCCCCUCCAGCUCCUGUGGCUGUUGGAGAUGCAUCAGAAGAGGAGGAAGAGGAUGGGAAUCCUGCCCCCAAAGCUGCAGCUCCUGCUGCUCCUGCUGCCCCCCUGAACUCUGAUGAGGUAGAGGAGGCUGAGGAGGUGGAGGCAGCUGAGGCUGAGCCGGCUGUGGUUGAAGCAGCACCAGCAGAGCCGGCAGCAGACCCCGCAGCUGCUGUUGAGCCAGCUGUGGUUGACGUCCCUGUAGAUGCUGCACCAGUUGAUGCCGCGGCUGUUGAUGCUGCUACUGCGGAUGUGCCUCCUGUGGAUGUUGCUCCUGUUGACGUUACCCCGGCUGCCCCUGAGGUGGCUGUUGAUGCGGCAGCUCCUGCCGCAGCCGAUGUCCCCGCUGCUGCCGAUGUCCCGGCUGCUGCCGAUGUCCCCGCUGCUGCCGAUGUCCCCGCUGCUGCCGAUGUCCCGGCUGCUGCCGAUGUUGGUGCCACUGAUGCGGCCGCUGCCCCACUGGAAGCUGAGGUUGACACAGCUGGAGUGGCAGCAGAUCCUGCUGCAGUGUAGUUAUCUUCCUCUUAUUACCAGCCUAAGUGCUCUUUUAUUAGUAGUUAAACCACAAUGGUUGCUGUAGGUGAACCAAUAAAGGAUGAAAAAACUGAGGCUUGCUGAAAAGAGACUGGGGAAAAAAUAUGUAAAAUGUGAAAAAAAAACUAUCUGUAAUGCUGUUUGUAAAGCAAAACAAGUAAAGUGUGU
This is a messenger RNA of Seriola aureovittata, 974 nucleotides long. It is a transcript of the gene enam, whose product is annotated as enamelin. The coding region runs from base 99 to 785 and encodes 228 amino acids. NCBI's taxonomy places the organism in Eukaryota, Metazoa, Chordata, Actinopteri, Carangiformes, Carangidae. The transcript is spliced from 6 exons. The record is from RefSeq and is a predicted model, not a curated record.